UUUUUUUUAAACAAAGUAACAACAGCGUCGUACAAUUGAUGACAAUUUAGUUUUCGGAAUUUUUUCACAAAAAUGGAAACGAAUAUUGAAUUAAACACGGCCGAUGACAAAGUUGAGGAAGUUAUAAACGAUACAAAAUCAAAAGUAGAGCCAGGCAACAUGCCAAGCACAGUCCAUAUUAACGAAAUCAAUCAAACCGCUCAACCGGCUGCGAAAUUGACGAAACCACCACCCGACGAUGUGUUUGUCAUUAAGCAGACUAGUAUGACGCCGAAAUUGAGUAGAAAUACUUUUGAAGAAUCUGCGAAAAUCGUAGGCGAUGAUGUGUCCAUAACUAUCGAUGGAUUCGGAAUGAUUACCACUGACAAAGGCACAGAAGUUGUGAAACGAUUUACAUUUAUCAACAAAAAUAAAUUUCAAGUCCAAGUAAUUAGUCUGGGCGCAACCGUAACCAGCAUUAGGUUUCCGGAUAAAAAUGGAUCACUGGAAGAUGUUGUUCUAGGAUUUGAUUCAAUUGAAGAGUACUUUGAGCUCUCAAAUCCCAAUAUUGGCUGCACUCUAGGACGUGAUGCCUUUGAAACGCUGAAGGAUGAACAUUAUAGUGGAUUGGGACUCUAUAAUUGGAUAUCAAGUAUAGACGAUAGCAGGUUGGUUUUAACACACGUAUCCGAAGAUGGUUGGCAGGGUCACAGAGGAACAGUUAUGAUUAAAGCCAUAUUCGAGUUAAAGAAAGACAAUUCCUUUCACGUAACGUACUGGGCAACUUCGACAACACCGACCUCAAUCAAUUUGUCUCUAAAUUUAUUUUUAAAUUUAGCUGGACACGCCGCAAAACACACCGAAUUGUACAAGCACAUCUUCACAAUAAACUCAGACAAGAGCAUUAAAGAGCGUACAUAUAGGCUCUCGAAAUUUAAACCACUAUCGGUUGGGGGCACAGUGUACGAUCUGAGAAGUCCGAAAGAAAUUGGACCGGUGAUCGCCAGGUCACCGCAAUACGGAUUCGAUAAAUAUUACAUUUUAACGAAGGGAACUGAACAAACGAUUUCGUUUGCUGCGCGUGUUAUCCAUCCUGAAUCGGGACGUUAUCUCGAACUCUACACAGACCAAGGUGGCGUUCAGUUAUAUACUGCUGACUAUUUUCCAGACAGUGGAUCAAAUGAUGUCAUUCCAAUUGUGUCAGAAGACACACCAACUGGAGAUGCAUCAACUGUAUUGUCUGCUUCAGUUAGUAAUAAUUCGAUGAAAUCCUUGCUAAAAUCAAAAGGUGGUGAAAUAAAAGGAAAAAAUGGUGCCAUCUACCAGCGUCAUGGUUCGUUUUGCAUUAACUCGUUAGGUUUACCUGCAGAAGAUAUUGGUAAAAUUUUUUCAAAUCAUAUUCUCGUACCUGGGAGAAAUUACGAGCAUCGCAUCAUUUACAAAUUUGGAACAUUAGAACAAUAAAUAUUUAAAUUAUUUUGUAAUAAAUAGACGCAUU
Messenger RNA from Bradysia coprophila, 1477 nucleotides. Its product is annotated as galactose mutarotase-like. The record is from RefSeq and is a predicted model, not a curated record. Lineage: Eukaryota; Metazoa; Arthropoda; Insecta; Diptera; Sciaridae. Gene Ontology annotation, molecular function: aldose 1-epimerase activity; carbohydrate binding. Gene Ontology annotation, biological process: glucose metabolic process; beta-D-galactose catabolic process via UDP-galactose, Leloir pathway.